AUGGAUUCUGAAGGCAAAGAUGCAAAUGCUCCUCCAUCCUAUCAGGAAGCAACACAAUUACCAACAACAAACCCUAUCAACCCUCCUUAUCCUCAAACAAAUCCCAAUCCUAUGCCACAUCCACCACCUCAAAUGUAUGCACAACAGCCCCAAACAGUCAUCAUACAGCCUAGUCAUCAAGCAACAGUUGGACAAAGUAUUGUAAUAGUGCAUGAAAUCAAAGUCGCACCAUCAUUCGAUCCAUAUUUGGAAAAUUGUCAAUAUUGUCAUGCCCAGAUGAUUACAAGAAGAAGAUUCGUGAUGGGAUCAAUGGCAUGCCUUUUCCUAUUUUUGUCGAUUAUCUUCUUCCCAUUCAUUUUCUUUAUUUGCUGUACUUCAUUCCAAGAUGCUCAUCAUUAUUGUUCAAACUGUAACAGACUAAUUGCUGUUCGAAGACGAUAA
Molecule: messenger RNA, 441 nt
Organism: Auanema sp. JU1783
Lineage: Eukaryota; Metazoa; Nematoda; Chromadorea; Rhabditida; Rhabditidae
Source: the annotation of a GenBank genome assembly